AACGCGGAAGGGAACAGUCAGUGAUUGGAGUGGUCUGUCUGUGCGUACCACACAUCUUCUCGACAUUCUGCCACAAUGUGGCUCAGUGUGGCGAUAAUUUGUGCGGCUUUGGUCGUAUUUAUAUUAAAAUAUGUCUUUAGCAACCGCGGGCCCAACCCCUUCGAGACGGACACUCGUGAACCGUUGAAAAAGAUGGUUUACGACAAGAAAGAGAAAAAUAAAGUACUGAAGCAAGGUUUUGUGGCCAGUAAAGUCCCUGACAACCUGGAUGCCAUCAUCAUCGGCAGUGGGAUCGGUGGGCUCGGGCUCGCGGUGCUGCUGGCAAAAGUUGGAAAGAAAGUCCUGGUUCUGGAGCAGCACGAUCGGGCCGGGGGCUGCUGUCACACAUUCACAGAGAAGGGCUUUGAGUUUGAUGUUGGGAUCCACUACAUCGGUGACCUGUUGGACCACAAGCCGUUCCGCUGCAUGCUGGACCAGAUGACCAAUGGGCAGCUGCAGUGGGAGCCUCUGGAGAAUCCCUUUGACCAUGUAGUCCUGGGACCUCCAGAAAACCGCCGCAGGUACCCCAUCUACAGUGGCAGGACCCGCUUCCCAGAGGAGCUGAAGAAGUGUUUCCCUGGAGAGGAGAAGGCCAUCGACGAGUACUUGAAGCUGGCCAAGAAAGCCGGGCGGGGCAUUUGGCUCCUCGCUGUGCUGAAGCUCUGCCCCGUCCCCUUGGCUAAGUUCCUGGUCUACAGCGGCCUCACCGAACGUCUGUCCUUCUUCUUCAAAAUGGCUCCCCGCACCCUGACAGAGGUGGUCAACGAGCUGACGGAGAACAAAGACCUCCGGGCCGUUUUCACCUACAUCUUUGGCACCUACGGUAACAUACCAAAAGAUGCCAGUUUUUCUAUGCACAGCUUGCUGGUCACUCACUACCUGAACGGUGCCUGGUACCCUAAAGGCGGAGCCAGUGAAAUCGCCUACCACAUGAUCCCCAUCAUCGAGAAGGCCGGUGGUGCUGUUCUAGUCCGAGCCCCAGUUAACAGAAUCUUGUUCAACGAUGCCAAGGAAGCUUAUGGUGUGAGCGUCAUGAAAGGUCAGGAGGAAGUCCACAUCCGUGCCCCUAUGGUCAUCUCCAACGCUGGAAUCUUCAACACCUACCAGAAGCUGCUGCCCAAAGAGCUCCAGGCCAUGCCAGAGAUCCAGAAGCAGCUCAGUAUGAUGAAGAACGGUGAGGGAGGCCUGAGUGUUUUUCUGGGUCUGACUGGAACCAAGGAGGAGCUGGGCCUGAAAGCAGACAACUACUGGAUCUUCACUGAGAACAACUUUGAUGAACUGGUGGAGAACUACAUGAAUGGAAAGAGGGAAGAGUCUGCUAAAAAGGUACCCCUGCUGUUUGUCGCCUCUCCAUCAGCUAAAGAUCCGACAUGGGAGGAAAGAUCACCAGGCAAGUCCACCCUGAGUCUGGUCAGCUUUGCCAACUACGAGUGGUUUGAGGAGUGGAAGGACGGCAAAGUGACAAACAGAGGGGCGGACUACAAAGAGCUGAAACAGGCUUUUAUCGACUCUAUUCUGGAGGUGGUUAUGGACGUCUUCCCUAAGAUAACCAGAGACAAGAUUGAGUACAUUGAUGCUGGAACCCCCAUCACAAACACACACUACAUUGGAGCCCCCAAAGGUGAAAUCUACGGAGCGGAUCACGGUGUUGCCCGGUUCAGCCCCGAACUCAGCGCUACAGUGAGACCUCAGACUCCGCUGAAGAACCUCUAUCUGACAGGUCAGGAUGUGUUUUUGUGUGGCUUUGCCGGUGCUCUCGCUGGAGCUCUCACCUGCGGCUCGGUCAUUCUCAACCGCAACCUCCACCUGGACGCCAUCGCCCUGGCAAAGAAAACAAAAUUUAUGAACUCCAAAUUGAAAGGCGAGUAACUGCCUGAUGAUAUUUGGCUGAGUGACCGUUAUAUACUGUAAUUAACCAGCAGCCGGUCUCACAACAAACUCACAGAUAAUUGUGUGUAAGGAGGCUUUAAGUGCCCCAGCAGAAUUAAUUAUUAAUGCUAACUUAAAAUGGAACGUUUCCACACAGUCUCAUACCAGAACUAAGCUGUGCCUCAACUCUGGAAUAUUCAUGCCUACACAAAGUCAGUUUUUUCAGUUUUAAAAUGUGAGUAACAUAAGACGUGGGAUGUUACAUGUCUGAGUAAUGAGGCUGCUGAGCUUUAAACCAACCUGCACUUAUUCAAAUCUAACAUGACCUUAGGCAAAUACUUUCUACUGUGUUUAAGUUCAUCAUGCAACUUGUUGUUUAGUGUAGUGUUUCUUUUUUGUUUUAUUUUUGUUCUCAAAACUAUCUUGCUGUUUCACUUGGUGCCUAAUUCUACUGUUUGUUUAGUUUGCGGUUUGUAACAAAUCGACAAACGUUCCUCCCUUGUGGGUAUUAAAACAUACAAGCAAUA
Molecule: messenger RNA, 2435 nt
Organism: Lates calcarifer (barramundi perch)
Lineage: Eukaryota; Metazoa; Chordata; Actinopteri; Centropomidae
Gene: retsat.2
Product: retinol saturase, tandem duplicate 2
Molecular function (GO): all-trans-retinol 13,14-reductase activity
Source: RefSeq, a predicted model, not a curated record